CCUGUGCCGCCGCCGCACGCCCUGGCCGCCCACCCCCUGCCCUCUUCGCACUCGCCACACCCCCUCUUCGCCUCGCAGCAGCGGGACCCGUCCACCUUUUAUCCCUGGCUCAUCCACCGCUACCGGUAUCUGGGCCAUCGCUUCCAAGGGAACGACACAAGCCCAGAGAGUUUCCUUUUGCACAACGCGCUGGCCAGAAAACCUAAGCGGAUCCGAACGGCCUUCUCCCCGUCCCAGCUUCUAAGGCUGGAACACGCCUUUGAGAAGAAUCACUACGUUGUGGGCGCAGAAAGGAAGCAGCUGGCACACAGCCUCAGCCUCACGGAAACUCAGGUAAAAGUAUGGUUUCAGAACCGGAGGACUAAAUUCAAAAGGCAGAAGCUGGAGGAAGAAGGCUCAGACUCACAACAAAAGAAAAAAGGGACACACCAUAUCAACCGGUGGAGAAUCGCCACUAAACAGGCGAGUCCGGAGGAAAUAGAUGUGACCUCAGAUGAUUAAAAGGACAGAUUUAACCCCACAGAAGCGGACAACAUGGAGCAGAACAGAGGCAGGGAGAGGAGGGGAAGAAGAAAAGACCCUACAAAUAAAAAACAAACUGCACAUAUAUUCACCGAGCAAGAGAGGGGAUCAGAGAGAGCAACAGCGCGUCCCAGAGUUUGUACAGCGAGGGCGCUGGGUCCCCAUCUGAGUUGGGGGGCGCCCGGGAUGGCAGAGGAUGGAGGCUCCUUCAUCAACUUGCAGCCCACCUCUAAAGAGGCAGCUGAGUGAGUGAGUGUGAGAGAAAGAGAGAAAGAGAGAGUGAGGAGAGAGAGAGAGAGGGAGAGAGAGAGGGAGAGGGAGAGGGAGAGGGAGAUCUGAAUGUGCAAAGCUGAACACACUCUGACGGGGGAGCUAUCAGUCAGACACCAAACCAGGGAGACAAGAUGAUUGGCAGAGAUCCCGUUUAUCGCAGUCCACUUUGAGAAAUGGUGAAAAUAAUGACUUAAAAAAAUCACAAACAAACCUCAACCAGGCACAGGACUUUUAAUUUUGCACUGCAUAGUGUUUCCCCCAAUCCUUAAAAAGAAUUAGUAAUAACAAGCAAAAUUCCACAUCUAGCCUCAUCCCACACCUGUUUCAAAAACUUGAAUUGCAUGUAGCAGUUGUUGGGCGAAUGGUGUCUAAAGACAAAAUGAAUUGUAAUUUUAUAUUCCUUUUAAAGACAGGUUCUGUGUGCUUAUUUUAAUUUUUCUGAGAAAUGUGCAGUCUGUAAACCCUUUUUGAUACCUUCUGAUGUCAAAGUGAUUUUGAAAGCUUAAAUGAAAUAGGCUCAGCGAUAGGGGUCCUCUUGCAGAGAAACAGGGAGCAGGAUGAGAAUGAGGGUGGUGAGGGAGGGUGCCCAUAAAAAGAAUCAGGACUUGUACUAGGCCAAAAAAAAAAAAAACCCCAAUUAAUUCUAUUUCUUGGACAUUCCCUUUCCUAACAUUCUGAGGCGGAACACCAUCAAGUAAACUCUUUUCAGUGGUUGGAGAAAUUGGCUGAGUCCAACCAUUUCCGGUAAUGACCAUUCAAAACUUUCAGUCUAUCUAUUGCAAAAGCUGAAGGACGGUAGUUAGUGGGGACAAUGUUAGUGAGACCAAGGACAUGCGGCAAGUUCUCAAGCACUGAGUUUCUCUUCCAAGACCAUAGACUCACUAAAGAGAGUGACGAAUGCUUCCUUCUACACCAGAAUGUAAAUAUUUUUGUGUUUUGUGUUAAUUUGUUAGAAUUCUAACACCCUAUAUACUUCCAAGAAGUAUGUCAAUGUCAAUAUUUUGUCAAUAAAGAUUUAUCAAUAUGCCCUCAGAGUAGUUGUCUUGGGAAAU
Messenger RNA from Fukomys damarensis (Damara mole-rat), 1847 nucleotides. It is a transcript of the gene Emx2, whose product is annotated as empty spiracles homeobox 2. The record is from RefSeq and is a predicted model, not a curated record. Gene Ontology annotation, molecular function: DNA-binding transcription factor activity, RNA polymerase II-specific; DNA binding. Lineage: Eukaryota; Metazoa; Chordata; Mammalia; Rodentia; Bathyergidae. Gene Ontology annotation, biological process: neuron differentiation; central nervous system development; brain development. The transcript has 3 exons. The annotation marks the transcript as partial.